CUAAAGGAAAAAGCUUUAGCCAUGGUUCAACUUGUUCACAAGCUUUUGAACUUGACAGCUCCUACAAUCACCUUCUUCUCCCUCCUCUUUUUCUAUCCACCAUUUGUGUUCUUCAAGUUCUUUCAGUCUAUUUUCAACACCAUUUUCAGUGAGAAUAUUGCUGGAAAAGUGGUUCUUAUUACCGGGGCUUCUUCAGGGAUUGGUGAGCAUUUAGCUUAUGAGUAUGCGAGUAAAGGGGCAUGCUUGGCUAUUGUGGCCCGGAGAGAAGACCGGCUCCGGGAGGUUGUUGAGCAGGCUCGAGAGAUUGGUUCUCCUGAUGUGCUUAUGAUUAUUGCUGAUGUUUCUAAAGUUGAGGACUCUAAAAGACUUGUUGAUGAGACUAUGGAUCACUUUGGUAGAUUGGACCAUCUUGUGAACAAUGCUGGGAUCAGUUCAGUCUCCUUGUUAGAAGAUAUAACUGAUAUCACUGCUUUCAGAGGUCUAAUGGACACAAAUUUCUGGGGUUCAGCUUAUACGACUCGUUUUUCAAUUCCAUACCUUAAACACAGCAGAGGGAAGAUCGUAGUGCUUUCUUCCUCUGCUUCCUGGUUACCAUUGCCAAGAAUGAGUAUAUACAAUGCAAGCAAAGCUGCAUUGUUUGCGUUGUUCGAGACACUAAGAGUUGAGCUGGGACCAGACAUCAACAUAACCAUUGUCACUCCUGGUUUCAUAGAGUCUGAACUCACACAAGGCAAAUUCCUGGACAGUGAAGGCAAAAUGGUCGUUGAUCCUGAUUUGAGGGAUGUUCAAGUAAGUGCUAUUCCAGUUGAGACUUGUCAAGAUUGUGCCAAAGCAAUAGUGAAGAGUGCUUUAAGGGGCCAGAGAUACUUGACUGAACCGUCUUGGUUUAAGGUCACUUAUGCAUGGAAAGUGUUUUGUCCUGAGAUUCUUGAGUGGGGUUUUAGAUUGUUCUAUCUUACCAAACCAGGAACUGAGGCCUCACAAGCUACAAGCAAGAAGAUCUUGGAUUUCAUUGGAGCUCAGAACUUUCUCCAAGCUCCUCAAGAGGAUAAGGCUGACUAAUUUCCAGCUUAAUAACAUAGAUUGUUCGUGCUUUGCUUAUUUAGGGGAGUAUGUGAGAAGUGGCUUAUAAUGUUAUGUACAUAUUUAUAUAGUAAAUAU
Messenger RNA from Humulus lupulus (European hop), 1161 nucleotides. RefSeq names its product 11-beta-hydroxysteroid dehydrogenase A-like. Gene Ontology annotation, molecular function: oxidoreductase activity. NCBI's taxonomy places the organism in Eukaryota, Viridiplantae, Streptophyta, Magnoliopsida, Rosales, Cannabaceae. Bases 22 to 1062 code for a protein of 346 amino acids. The record is from RefSeq and is a predicted model, not a curated record. The transcript is spliced from 6 exons.